AUUCCAUUGCCUUUUUGACUCUUGGUCCCUAAACGAAUGAUCUAGGUUGCAUGAGAUGCGCAAUAAAAAGGGGUCCAGGGCAUUGCCAUUCGCCAAGGAAGGUGCAAGGUACAUGAAGGCAACAGAAUAGAUUGCAUUAUCCAUUGAGAGCUUUGAGAGGUAGUACUGCACUGUUGAAACAGGCCACGGCAAUGGAGAGGGCACCGGCUCUGUGUCUUCUGAUCUCUUUGUUGGCAUUCUACCUCUUGGUUCCAUCCAGUGCUGUACCUCUCUCAAGACUGCAAAAGAUGCCCAUGCAAAAGGCUGGUCAGAUGCCGUCGGUUAAAGGCAGCACUCCAGAGCCAAAGAUGAAAACGGAGAGGUUUGUGCCAGAGGAUGGCAAAUCCGUAAUCUCCGAGAGGAUGGCCUUCGAGACUCAGGACUACGGUCCCCCAGUGCCCAACAACCACCACAAGCCACCGGGCUGGAGAUGAGCGGCGUCGUCACGGCGAUCACUAUGACCAGUGUCGUGCUCUUGGCUGAUAGUAGAUGCUCAAGCUGGCUAGAGUCCUGGAGCGCCAGUGUUGGAGCUUGUCCCAACCAGGCAGCAACCUAUUCAUCAUGUCACGAAGAGCAAGAAACGUGAUCUUUUGUUUUUUUAAAAAAAAGAAAUAUGGCUUUUGGUGUGGUAUUAUAAGAUGCCCUAGGGGGUUAAAAUAAUUAUUAAUUACAACCAAUACAGAUGGCUAUGUGGUUAAACGGUUAUAUGUAAAGUUUGUAAUUAGAAAAAUUAUACCAUGUUUAAAAUACACGAAUUAUUGUAAGAUUCCAGUGGAAUUUAUGUCAAUUGAUAAAGUUUUCGUACAAA
Setaria italica (foxtail millet) is the source of this 847-nucleotide messenger RNA. RefSeq lists its product as uncharacterized. Lineage: Eukaryota; Viridiplantae; Streptophyta; Magnoliopsida; Poales; Poaceae. The record is from RefSeq and is a predicted model, not a curated record. Bases 192 to 473 code for a protein of 93 amino acids. The transcript is spliced from 3 exons.